AUGGGUUGCGGCGCGAGCAAAGACGCCACCGCAUCCGCGAAGCCGGAUGAGGCGAAAAAGAAGAAAGUCGACGACGACGAGGACGACCCGAAGAAGCGCGUCCCCGAGCGUCGGAAGAGCCAAACCGACGAGGGGAACGCGGUCGACCCGGACUCGGGCUCGACCGCGGCGAACGUCGCCGCGGGGGUCGUCACCGUCGCCGGGUCCGCGGCGAUCAUCGCGGGCGCGACGGACGAAGGCGCGCGCUCGGCCAUGGGCGGCACCGCGGGCAAGGCGUUGCUGACGUUCGCGAAGGAGCUCCCGUGGAUCGCGCCGAUCGCGUUCUUAGUCGGCGGCAUAAUCGCCGCGGCGGACAACGUCUCCGGGCUCAAGCAGGACGCGAAGGUGUUCGCGAAGAACGUGAGAGCGGUCGAGACCGUGCUAGAGGACGCCGCGAAGAAAGGGACGCUGAAGGACGUCGAGGAAGUGUGCGAGGAGCUGAAGUGGUCGAUGGAGGAGGGGCUCGCGCAUCUGCAAAAGCUCAGGACGCAGUACUUCAUCACGCAGCUCGUGAUGUCGUGGCGGAACGUCGCGAAGUUCAAAGAGAUCUCCCAGGAGAUGCACCGACAGCUGGACAUCAUCGCCGCGGCGGCGAGCAUCUCCGCGCACGGGAUGAUCAGCGAGGAGUUCACGCAGGCGGAGGAGCUGAAGAAGACGGUCGACGACAUGGGCGGCCCCGACGUCGUCGCGAGAGACCCGGAGCUGCGCGCGCGGGCGAUCGAGCGUCUGAAAGCGUCCGACGCGCUCAUCAUCGCGUCCGUCGCGGACGUGAAAGAUCAACUCAUCCUGGAAGCGGAACGGAGCAGGAAGCACGUGGAGGGUCUGCUCAGUAAGUCCACGCCGGAGCAAAAAGUUUUGAGCGACCAAGUCUCGAAGCUGACGGACAUGAUGCAGCAGCUCCUGAGCUUCCGCGCUGGGAUCGGGCCGGACGGUCUUCCGCUGCCGGCGCCCGUCGCGCCCGUCGCGCCCGUCGCGCCCGUCGCGCCCGUCGCGCCCGUCGCGCCCGUCGCGCCCGUCGCGCCGCCGCCGCCCGCGGCGGCGCCGGCGGCGGCGCCCGCGGCCGCCUCGGAGGAGGCGCCCGCGCCCGCGGCGGAGGCUGUCGCGGCGGAGGCGGCGGCGCCGCCGCCGCCGCCGCCGCCGGCGUUCGACGCGGCGACGUUCGAGGAGACGAUGAGCGCGGCGGCGGUGCGCGACAUCGCGUCUCGGCUCCCGGUGUUCCACAGCGAACCCGAGCGCCUCGUCGCGGUCGAAGAGGCGGGCUUGGAAGACGACCAGCUCGACGACAUCAUCGGGCGAGAGGACUUGGUCGCGCUCACGGACGCGGCGCGCGAAGAGUUCGCCGCGACGGACGCCUUCAUCGGCAGCGUCGGACACAAGCGUCAGACGAUGCUGUCGUGGACGCAGAAACGACCGGAGGACGCCGUCGCGAGGCACGCUCCCGGGCACUGGAUGCCGAUGGAGACGACCGGGUGCAAGCACGUCGUGAAGAAGGACGCGCCGUUGCAAGCGAACGGCGGGAUCCUCGCGGACACGAUGCGGGACGUCGACACGGGCGCGCCGAUGAGCAACCUGAGCUUGGGCGAGUACACCGCGCUCGCGGAGAGCGGCAACGAGGAGAUGGGCGCGAUGUUUCAAAACCUCGGCGCGACGAUGGAGGGCGCGGCGCCCGAGACGAAGCUAGACGCGCGCGCGUCCGCGAUCGGGUAUCAGAUGUUCGCGGACGGCCCGUUGAACGGCUGCGAGACGCAGCACUACACGGGGAUGCCGAUCAAGCUCGGGGGGAACACGGUGGCGACGUUUUGCGUCGUGGACUCGAAGCGCACGCGCGACGAUAUCUCGUUGGAGAGAGUUCAAGCGUUCGCGGACAAGGCGCGGGCGUUGCUGGAGAAGCGAGCGGAGGAGAGGAGAGCGGCGAACGCCGCCGGCGCCGCGUGA
Molecule: messenger RNA, 1974 nt
Organism: Micromonas pusilla CCMP1545
Lineage: Eukaryota; Viridiplantae; Chlorophyta; Mamiellophyceae; Mamiellales; Mamiellaceae
Exons: 1
Coding region: 1-1974 (657 amino acids)
Biological process (GO): cell surface receptor signaling pathway
Source: RefSeq, a predicted model, not a curated record